AUUUCAGUUUGUAAACAUUUGGGAGGAGACAACAGCGACGAGAGAAAAUAUGGAUCUAGUGAAGGUGCACGGAGCCGGUGGCUACGACUCGGACUUCAGUGACGAUGACGCGCAGGGGGAGACGUCAGACCGAGGCCUUAAGAGGAAAAGGGAAGAGGAAAUCCUACAGAAGCCGUUCCAGAAAGCUCGUCGCUCCAAGGUGGCUCUACGGAGUUUACACACGAAUGAGGUGGACAGAGAGGAGGCCAGGAACAGAAGAGCCCACCUGAUAUCAAUGAAUGCUUUUGAGCGACAUAAGAAGUUUGUUGGUGACUACAUACUUUAUUAUGGAGGAAAGAUGGCUGACCUCAAACGUGAUGUAGCUAAAGACAAAACAGAUCUGGAUGUGCUGCGUGAGAAUCAUCGGUUCCUCUGGAGGGACGAGGACGAGGACGACUUGACAUGGGAGCAAGAACUCGCCAAGAAGUAUUAUGACAAGCUGUUUAAAGAGUACUGCAUAGCGGAUCUCAGCAGAUACAAGGAAAAUAAGUUUGGAUUUCGUUGGCGGACUGAGAGUGAAGUUGUCUCUGGCAAAGGUCAGUUCCAGUGUGGAAACAAACGCUGUGAGAAGGAGGAAGGCCUGAAAAGCUGGGAGGUGAAUUUUGCUUAUGUGGAACACAGCGAGAAGAGGAACGCAUUGGUCAAACUCAGACUCUGCCCCGAGUGCUCUUUCAAACUCAACUACCAUCACAAGAGAAAAGAAGUGAAAGCAAAGACAAAGACGGAGCGUGUAUCAGAGGAGAACCAGGAGCCGCCGCUGAAGAAGAGUAGGAAGAGGAAGAGAACGUCUUCUCAUUCCAAGAAGCACAAAAACAAGAGGCGCAGAGAUCGAUCUGCCUCUUCCAGUAGCUCAGAGGAGUCAAAGAACUCGGACAAAGACUCUGAAGCUGAGGACGGGGACCAAUCGGACGCUGUCCACUGGCAAGGACCCGCCCCUGCCGUGGAGGAAAAGUCAAGGGAGGAGGAGUUUGACGAGUACUUUGAAGACAUGUUUCUUUGACUUCGGCCGCCCUGCUGUGACUACACUUCCUCCUGCACCCCCGCUCUGUUCCCCCGUGUCUGCAAGUAGCUUUAUUUGGCUCCAUGUUUCGAUACUGCCACAGAAAUAAACACAAUGUUUACACUGUA
Molecule: messenger RNA, 1167 nt
Organism: Limanda limanda (common dab)
Lineage: Eukaryota; Metazoa; Chordata; Actinopteri; Pleuronectiformes; Pleuronectidae
Gene: fra10ac1
Product: FRA10A associated CGG repeat 1
Exons: 14
Coding region: 50-1039 (329 amino acids)
Biological process (GO): dephosphorylation
Molecular function (GO): phosphatase activity
Source: RefSeq, a predicted model, not a curated record